UUACCUCGAGUAGCCAUGGAGAAUAGCAGUUUAGAAGAUGGUCUGGAUUGUCCAUUGGAAGAAGAUGAUAUUGGAGAAGAGGAGGAAUACGAUGCGCUAAACGAUGAAACUUUUGGGUCUGAAGCCACGAUUGGCGAUUGGGAGAAAGAUCAUGAAAAACUUGCAAAGAUUACAGAAUCCAGUCGUCCGCAGCACCAAAGUGCUGGAGGGAAAAAAAAUGGAGUCCAUACCGAUAUAGAAGAUAAUUUAUCUCAUUUGGUGUUAGAUGAAAAAGAGGGUAUCGUCCCCAGACCUGGGGUAUGGGAUAGUCCUAAUUUAUCUGUUCCUAAACCUCGCCCACCUUUAACCUUACCGUCGGCUUUAACGAACGUGUGCACCGUCGAAGAAUUGGAGAAAGGUCUAAUCGCGAAUAGACCUCCCCCAGGAUUAAAUAAGCUCCCUCAGACGCAGCAACAGAAGCCCGAUGGAUCGCUUUUGUUCAAUUCCCUAUCCGGUCCACCGCGUUUCCCACCGGGGUUGGGUAUACCACCCCCGCAUCCCGUUGUUUUACCACCAAACAUGAGGUUUCCGCACCCUCCGUUCGUGCAGCAUCCUAGACUACUGCCCAAUCAACCCGGAAAUGUACUGAGAUAUCCUGUAGCACCACAUUUAAUGCUGCCGCAUCCUGCGCAAAGACAGCCAAUUCAUGGUUCUUUUUGUAACAGUUUCCCACAACCUCCACAUUCAAAUUUAGGUCAUCCUCCAUUUUUACGGCCCGAUCAUGGCAUGAUGCCUCCUUUUCCUACCAACCAAACUAAUCAUCAACAACAACAACAACAACAACAUUCUUUUCCGCAUCCUGGAAAUCAAAGAAAUCAAAAUUGGCCCUUUCAUCAUGUGGAACAGCAAGGAAAUCAUCAAACCUUUUUUAAAAACAACCAACACCAUCGUAAUUACGACCGAAAUAAUCAGCGACAAUAUCAUUAUCAUCAUCAGUAUCAAGGAGUAAAUGGAGUAAGCAGUUCUGGCGAAUACGAUGAAUAUGCUGAUCUUAUGACUAAUCGAGAGAAGCAGUGGUUAAUUAACAUUCAACUGCUACAAUUGAACACAAACGAGCCAUAUGUUGAUGAUUAUUACUAUACCGUAUUCUGCGAUAAAAGAAAUAAACAGAGCACAAAUCAGGAUCAGAAGGAUAAAAAACACAACAAUAACAACAACAAUGGCUACCAUAGAGAUAAUAGAGAUCGGGAUCAGCAAUCUCAUCAUGUACUUCCGAGGCCAGUAGUAUACACGCCAAUGCAGUUUGAAAACUCGUUAGGUAAACUACAGUUCGCCAGCGUAAUUGCACCGCGUAAAGUAAUCGACAUGGAUGUAGUACCAAACAGUGAUCCUCAGCAAACAACGCAAAUGCAACAGAAAGAUACAAAAAGAACGAGACAGUUGUUGCUUGAAAUUGAAAGGUUAUACGUGAUACAAUUGAAGCUUGAAGAUUUACACAAUCCUUUAGCUCUGCUGAGUGAACAACAAAAUCAAGAAGGAGAAAAUGAAACAAACGUUGUUAAAAAGACUAGCCCGGAAUUAAUAAAUGCAAUGUUGAUGGCUCUCCUUCAGUUAAUACGAGACGAUAAAUUAGCAAGUAUGCUAAGUAUUCGGAAAGGAAAGACGCUGUUGUUGAGGUUCUUGCCAUUCGUGAACGUAACGGACCAUCGUAAUCAAUUAGAAGAGCUGUGGAAGGCUAUAUUUCGAGGAUUAGCCGUAAUAGGUCGUAGAGAUUCUCAUCUGUUAAUAUCCCUACAUUCGGAAUUUCAACGUUGGUUCAACGACGUACAAGAUUUCGGGACGAUACUUCGUCUAGCUCGCUCGCUAUCAGACUCUGUUAGUCAGCCUAUCAAGAUCAAUAGUUUGGCUUUUGCUCUUACGAACGAGUUUGGUGUAUCCGUAAUUGCCUCGAUGCUUGAACAAGCAGAAAACUUAUACCCUACGGAUGAUUCCUUAUCUUCGGAAUGGUCCUCCUUCAUAGCAAACAUCAUCAAAACAAUUGGUGAAACUCCGCCAUGCGUUGCACCUUGCAAGCACUUAAAUCGAUUAUCUCAUUUAAAAAGCGGAAGGUACACGACUUUGGAACUUCUACUAACCAAUGCUAAUCCUUCCGAAAAGUCGAUGAUCGACAUCAUUUUAUAAAAACUUGCUUUUCGUUACGACAGAGGAAAGAGAAAUUAUGCUGCAGAAGAAUUGCAGUAGAUACUUCGAUACUGCUACAUUAUUGUCGUUAUUAAUUUUUCCAUACGACGAUUAUAUUUUAUCGUAAUCGAUAUCAUUAUUUUACAGAGUAGACCUUUUAUGUGUAUCCUGAACGCAGCGGCACAACAGUCGAGAUUCGAUUUAUAUCGAAAAUAACGUGUUCAGUUCGGCGUCUUGUUCUUGUGCCACGAAUGUUUUAACUUUUUCCUUUUUUUCUUUUUUUCUAUUUUUUUCUCAGUUAUGUCUACUAUGUAAAGGUAUAAAGUCGAUUAUUUUCAACGCAUAAAGUACACGUGCUAUUCUUAUAAGUUCUUUGUUCGUAAUUUUUCUUCAUUUUUUUUUUCUUGUAAAAUAUAUUUCAAGUUAAAUUUGCACGAUAUUAAAAUGUAAGUUUAUCAGUGUCGUUUAAACACAAACGGUUUGUGCUCGUUUUUUCCGCGCGUUAUAGCAUAGCGAUUCGCGAUCUCGAGGGUAAUGUAAUUCAUUGUUUCAAGUUCGAUCUUUCUGUCGUCGAUAUCGUUCGAUAGUCGGAACAUCAUUUUUCGGUUAGACGUAAAAAUGGAUACUGUAAUUUUAUGUAAGUUUCUCUAGAUCUUUACUUUUCUCAUUCAUUCUUUUUUUCUGUUCUCUCUUUUUCUUUCUAGGUCUCGGUAAAGUAAGUUUUCUCGACUCUGUUGCGCCAAACGAUUGGUAAUAUGUACGAGCGAACCGAAGGAAAAUUAGGUAACGGCAAAUAUAGAUUUUUAACCUUGUUUACAAUUUCGAUAAAAACUGCAUAUCGUUAUUCGAGAGAUUAAUUUCAUAAGAUAACGCUUUAUCUUUGCGCAAGAAUGGUUGAUAUCUAAAAAUAGUAUAGUUUGUUCGUUUGUAUUAUUUUUUUUUUUUUACAGCCUAGUGAAAGGCAGAGAAAUCGUGUAUGCAAUAAUUAUAUAAGUUUGUAUGUCGAGAGAAAAGAAAUAUGCAGUUUUUAUAUGUAACAAUUAACAAAGUAAACUGAACGAACAUCAGCGUCAGCUGAUUUCAACUUCUUGUUUAUUGUUUGUUCGUGAAAUAUAUCCCCUUCUCGUGUGUGUUCGUUAAAACAUGAUUGUUAUCGGCUAAAAUAUUUGCGUACCUAUUUCGUGAUCGUAAUUAUUAUCCUAUCGCCAGAAAAAGAUCGCUGCGACGAAUCUAGCGGAGGCGCGGAAAGCGAUUUGAAAUAUACGACGACAUGGCCUUUAGUAUACAGUAUAAGUGGUUACUUUUUAUCGCAGUACACAUUAAUAAAUUCUUAUGUACAUUUAGCUUGUACAUAGAGCGACUCUGAUGAAUGAAUGACUUCAUAUAUUUUGUAAUUGGAUGCGAAAGAGAAUUUAUUUUUCGCUUCCGUGACAUAGCGUUACGUCAUUUUUGCAAAGAAAAGAAAAGAUUAUAAAAAAAAAAAACAGAGAUAUGAUGAAAAAGAAAAAAAAAACAA
Molecule: messenger RNA, 3676 nt
Organism: Osmia lignaria (orchard mason bee)
Lineage: Eukaryota; Metazoa; Arthropoda; Insecta; Hymenoptera; Megachilidae
Source: RefSeq, a predicted model, not a curated record